Molecule: messenger RNA, 5372 nt
Organism: Trifolium pratense (red clover)
Lineage: Eukaryota; Viridiplantae; Streptophyta; Magnoliopsida; Fabales; Fabaceae
Product: putative disease resistance RPP13-like protein 1
Exons: 3
Coding region: 380-4000 (1206 amino acids)
Biological process (GO): defense response to other organism
Molecular function (GO): ADP binding; protein binding
Source: RefSeq, a predicted model, not a curated record
AUAUAUGGGUCAGUGAGUUGAUCUAGAAAGGUAAGGUACGUAACAUAUCACUCAUUUUCCAUAUGAAACUUCAUCUUUGAUAUAUAGGUUGUUGUGCUUCCUUUAAGUCUAUCUUUGAAAGAUCUCUCUACAGCUUCACUUUGUUUCUUUGUUUGUUCCACACAAUUUAUUAAUUCAAGUAAUUUCUCUCUCUAAAUAUUACUAAACACAUUUUACUCAUAUACCAUCCUUUUUUCCAUUGGUAGUAGUUGGUACUCAAAUUUCAUUUUUCACAUUUUAUAUUACAAAUAAAUCUUAGUUUGUGUUUUUCCGACAAGGAUCUCAGCUUGUUUGUUCUCACACUUUCAGGCUUUAAGACUUGUGCUUCAGAUUCAAUAUCAUGGCAGAGUUGGUUGCUGGGGCAUUUCUUUCUUCUUCCUUUCAAGUCAUUUUUGAUAAGUUGGCUUCAGUUGAUAUCAGAUACUACUUUGGUGGUAAUAAACUUGAUGAUCUCGUCAAAGAACUUGAUAUUAAACUCAAUUCUAUCAACCAUGUCUUGGAAGAAGCAGAGAUAAAGCAGUACCAAAACACACAUGUGAAGAAAUGGCUUGAUGAACUUAAACAUGUUCUUUAUGAUGCAGACCAAAUUUUGGAUGAGAUUGCUACUGAUGCAAUGCUGAAUAAGAUGAAUGCUGAAUCUGAACCUGUUACCAAUUUUAUAUCUGGCAUGUGGUCAUCUUUAACUCCAAAUCCAUUUGAAUCUAGGAUCAAUCAAGUACUGGAGAAUCUCCAAUUACUUGCAGAUCAAAAGAAAGAUUUGGGAUUGGAAGAUGGUCCUUGUGCUAGUAAAGAAGGCUUAGUCAGUUGGAAACCUUCAAAAACAUUGUCAACUACAGCUCUUGUCGAUGAGUCAACCAUAUAUGGUAGAGAAGUUCAGAAGGAAGAACUUAUCAAACUUUUACUUGAAGGCAAUGACAGUGGCAACAAAGUUCCAAUAAUCAGCAUAGUUGGUUUAGGAGGGAUGGGGAAAACCACCCUUGCUAAGCUUGUGUGCAAUGACAAGAAGAUAAAGGAGCAUUUUCAACUUCAAGCAUGGGUCUAUGUUUCAGAAUCUUUUGAUGUUGUUGGACUCACCAAAGCAAUUCUCGAAUCAUUUAAGUUUUCUGCAAAUGGUGAAAACUUGAGUCUACUUCAUCAACAACUUCAGCAAGAACUAACGGGAAAGAAAUUCUUGAUUGUUUUAGAUGAUAUCUGGAACGUGAAUGCUGCCUGUUGGGAGGACUUACUACUUCCGUUUAAUCAUGGAUCUUCUGGAAGUAAGAUUAUCGUGACAACACGUGAAAAGAAGGUAGGGAAUGUCCUGAAUUCGAAGUUAUUUGAUUUACAACAAUUGGACAAAAGCGAUUGUUGGAGAUUAUUUGAGACACAUGCAUUUCAUGGCAGGAAUAAGUGCGAAAAUCCAGAACUUGAAUCAAUUGGCAAGAAAAUAGUCAACAAGUGUGGUGGGUUGCCUUUAGCUGUAAAAACAUUGGGCCAACUCUUGCGAAGAAAAUUCUCUGUACCUGAAUGGACUAAGAUAUUGGAGACUGAUAUGUGGCGAUUACCAGACGGGGUCAACAUUAACCCAGUGCUGAGAUUGAGUUAUCAUAAUCUCCCUUCCAAUCAUAAGCGUUGUUUUGCUUAUUGUUCUAUAAUUCCCAAAGGUUAUGAGUUUGGCAAAGGUGAAUUAAUCGGUUAUUGGAUGGCAGAAGGUUUGCUGAAGUGUUGCGAAGCAUACAACAGUGAAGAAGAGUUUGGUAGUGAAAUUUUCAGCGAUCUUGAGUCAAUUUCAUUUUUGCAACAAUCACAUCAUACAAAAUCUUUUACACAAGAGCACUACUUUUUCAUGCAUGAUCUUGUCAAUGAUUUAGCAAAAUCAGUGUCAGGAGAAUUUUGUAAGAAAAUAGAUAGUGCUUGGGUGGAAGGUAACCUUAAAUGUACACGUCACAUUUGGUGCUCUCUUGAAUUAAAUUGUGUUGAUAAAUUACUAGAGCAAAUAUGUGAAGUUAAGGGGCUACGUAGUCUAAUACUAAAAGGAGACAAUGUUAUGUUGAUAAGCAACAAUGUGCAACGUGAUCUGUUUUCAAGACUAACAUGUUUGCGGAUGUUAUCAUUUAGAGGUUAUCAUGGUUGUGGUCUGUCAGAGCUAGUUGAUGAGAUAGGCAAUUUAAAACUUUUACGUUAUCUAGACCUUUCUGACACACGGAUUAAAAGCUUACCUGAUACCAUUUGUAUGUUGUAUAAUUUGCAAACACUCUUGUUGCAAUGGUGUGAGUUGACAGAGCUCCCUUCAAAUUUUUCCAAGCUCAUCAAUUUACGUCAUCUUGAACUUCCUUUUGGUUUUAAGAAGAUGCCAAAGAAUAUAGGAAAGCUAAACAAUCUUCACACAUUGAAUUAUUUUAUAGUGGAAGAGCAGAACGGAUCUGGUAUUAAAGAAUUAGCAAAUAUGAACAAUCUUCAUGGAACAAUUAAAAUUACAGGCUUGGGUAAUGUUAUUGAUCAUGUAGAUGCUGCAAAAGCCAAUUUGAAAGAUAAGAAGUAUUUAGAAGAAUUAUAUAUGGUGUUUGAUGGCGGAAGAGAAGAAAUGGAUGACUCAAUAGUUGAAAGCACUGUGUCUGUGUUGGAGGCUCUUGAACCAAAUAGUAACUUGAAGAAACUCAACAUUGAAAACUACAAUGGCGACAACUUUCCAAAUUGGCUAAGGGAUUGUCAUUUACCCAACUUAGUAUCUCUUAAACUGAAGAGAUGUAGAUUAUGUUCACAGUUGCCGCCAUUUGGUCAGCUUCCUUGUCUCAAGUAUCGUUCCAUUUCACAUUGUGAUGGAAUAAAGAUCAUCGGCGAAGAGUUUUACGACAGUAAUUCAACAAGUCUUUCGUUCAGGUCCCUUGAAGUUUUGGAAUUUUAUGGGAUGGACAAUUGGGAGGAAUUGUCAUGUCUUGAAGGGUUUCCUUUGCUUAAAGAGCUUUAUAUAAGAGAAUGUCCAGAAUUGAAAAGGAUUCCGCCUCAACACCUUCCUUCUUUACAAAAAUUUGAGAUAAGAGGUUGCAACAAGUUGGAGGAAUGUUUAUGUCUUGAAGGAUCUCCUUUGCUUAAAGAGCUUUAUAUAAGAGGAUGUCCAGAUUUGAAAAGGAUUCCGCCUCAACACCUUCCUUCUUUACAAAAAUUUGAGAUAAGAGGUUGCAACAAGUUGGAGGAAUGGCUAUGUCUUGAAGGAUCUCCUUUGCUUAAAGAGGUUUCUAUAGAAAAAUGUUCCAAAUUGAAAAGGGCCCCACUGCCUCAACACCUUCCUUCUUUACAAAAAUUGAUAAUUUGUGAUUGUGAAAUGUUGGAAGCAUCAAUUCCUAAGGGUGAUAGUAUGAUAGAGUUAGUUCUAGAUAGAUGUGAUCGGAUUUUGGUAAAGGAAUUGCCGACCAGCUUGAAAAAGUUUGUCCUUUACAGAAAUCGGUACGUCGAGUUCUCCGAUGAGCAAAAUUUAGUAAAGUGUACCGUUCUUGAACGGUUGGCGAUUGAUUUAAGAGGCUUUGUAAAACAUCCCUCUUUAGAUCUGCUUUGCUAUAAUUCUCUUCGUAACCUUGAAAUAAAAGAGUGUCACUCCUCCUCCUUGCCUUUUUCACUACAUCUGUUCACCAAUCUUCAAUCUCUCUAUUUGUACGAUUGCCCACAGCUGGAAUCAUUUCCAAGUGGAGGUUUGCCUUCCAACUUGAUACAACUUAACAUAGAGAAUUGCCCAAAACUGAUUGGUUCGAGAGAGGAGUGGGGUUUGUUCCAACUCAAUUCUUUGAAUGUUUUCAGUGUUAAGGAUGCUGAGUUUGAAAACGUGGAGUCCUUCCCAGAGGAGAAUCUGCUGCCACCAACUCUUGUAAGGCUUUAUCUGAGAAAUUGUUCAAAGCUAAGAAUAAUGAACAACAAGGGUUUUCUCCACCUCAAUUCUCUCAUAGAACUAUCUAUUAGAAACUGCCCUAGUCUUGAGAGCUUGCCAUAGGAGGGUCUACAACUAAGCUCCCUUAUUAAUUUGUGGAUUAAAGAAUGUCCAUUAAUUAGGGAGAAGUACAAAAAGGAGGGAGGAGAGCGUUGGGAUACAAUUAGUCACAUCCCUCAAGUGUAUAUUGACCGCAUGGAGCAGUACGAAUGGAAUGUGGCCGUAUGGAGCAGUACGAAUGGGAUGUGGCCUCAGGCAAGUACAACCAACCCAUGUGUUCAUUUUCUCUUAAUUUAUUUAUUUAUUUAUUUUGACUCUCUAUUUGAUGUUGAACACUCACAACUGUAUCUCAACAAUUUUGUCGUUCCUACCAUUUUUGUUGGGUAGCUAGCUAGCUUCAAUCGACCAAUUUUUUACUAUCAUUUUCAGUUUGUUGGGUAGCUAGCUUCAUUGUAACAUUAUUUAGCUUCAUUGUAAGAUUUUAUUUUAAUUUUUUGUUUUUUAAUCAUCCUUUUGCACCUUCAUUUAUUUUUUGAAAUUGAAUUCUUUUGUGUUUCCUUGUUAUUCUUUUUUCUGAAUAAUAUUUCCAUCUCUGCCAAAAUGAAUGGUUUUCUAAAAAUUGUGUUUUUCAAUUCCAAUAAAAAGUACAAUUCUUCUUUGUUAUUCUUCUCGGUCUCACUUUAUUUUGUGUCCCCUUUUCUUUUCCAGAAAUAAAGCAGGAAGACAGCUUGGAUCAACCAAUUACCAGGGUGCUGAAAAGAAAAGAGGCAGAAGAAUAGGAGGAAAAUCUCAGUAGAUGAUGAUGAUGAAGAAACUACAAUUUCAAAGAGGGCAAAGAUCAAGAUUUGAUUCAAAGGAACCAUGUUUGUCAGCUAUUGUAGAGCAUCGCUCAAAGGAACCUGUUAAGUGGGCAGGGUCAAUUGAGCUCAUAUUCCUUGUACCAAGCCCAAACGUUUUAUGUGGAGUGGUGACUUGAGGUUUGGUUUAGGUGUGAUGUUGUAAAUACAAAGGAACUGCAGCUGCUCUGCAGUCGGAGACGUAAGCAAUAUUGGCUGAACUUCGUUAUCAAACACUGUGUUCAUUAUCUGCUUUUAUUGUUUCUUUAAUCUUUAGUUUUUGGAACCGGUUUGUUGUUGUAACAUACUUAUCAGCAACACACCAUGUUAACAUUGGUAGGGGAGCCAAUGUAAACGGUCGCAUUAAACUCAAAUCCUUUUCUUCUCUCUAUUUUUCUGUAAUUCUGUUGUUGUAAUCAGUCUCUAUUCAGUAAUAAAAAUCCAUUUUCAGUUUCAAUUCUUAUAAACUAUGUGUUCUGAAAACCAGGUUCAAUUCCUGUUUCUUAUAAACUUCAACAACAUGCUACUACAUCUAAUAUGCUUGUGUAAACAAAAUGGUCUUGACAGAAAUUAUAUAACACAUCUUUAGUUUUCUUUAA